UAUGGCACCGAAGAGGACGAGGAGAUUUAUUGUGUCAUCAAAUCGAAAGGAGUGGCCGUUUGUGUCCAUAAGAAGCAAACGGACGCCAAAGAAGCGGACAUUUUGGACGAUAAGCCGAAGUCUAAGUCGAGACAAGGCAUGGAUUUGUCGCUCGACGACAGCGAUGAUGAGGACGACGACGACUAUGAGGACGAGUUGGAAGAGAAGAGCACUUUCGCCAAAGAGGACGAAAACAAACUGAAACUCUGCACUCCGUGUCCAGUCGUGCGGCCAGAGUUCAUCUGCGGCUCAGACAACGCCACGUAUUCAUCCAUAUGUCGCCUCGAUUUCCACAAUUGUGUCCACAAGACGCAGGUUAGCCUCGAGUGCACCGGAUUUUGUCCGUGUCUUCCGAGGAAGAAGAAGGCGAACAACGAGAAGAAGUGGUUUGAAAACAGGAAAACCGGAAAAGACUUCGAGAGUAAGAGCCGAUUCCCGAAGGAGAAGAAGAGUGCGGCGAAUGAGUUGAACAGAUCUGACAAUAAUUUGGAUAAAUAUAAGAAAUCAAAGUUUUCUUUCAAGACAAACAAACCCAAGAAAUGGCAAAAUAUGCAAAACUCUGUUCUGCCGAACAAACACUACGAAUCCUCCAAACAGGAGCACAAGAAGUGCACCGGCGAUGACCUCAAGAGUAUGGGCUCACGACUACUCGAUUGGUUCAGUGUUGUGAUCGGCGAGCAAAAGAAGGACCACUCGAUGCUCAGCCGCAAGCACUCGGCCUUUAAGAUACCCGACUGUCAGCCGGAGGUCUCGUACAUGUUUCACCACUUCGACACCAACUCUGACCUCAAGUUAUCCCUCAAAGAGCUCUACUACUUAGAGCACGACCAGAAUGAGCACUGUUUACAGCCAUACCUCACGCAAUGCGAUGAAGACAACGAUCAGUUUCUCAGUGCUUACGAGUGGUGCACCUGUUUUGACAAAAAGAGUCAGCCCUGUCUGAAUGCAUUAAAACACACCAAAAAGGGACUGUUGGGCGCAUACACUCCACAAUGUGAUAGCCAUGGCUUCUAUAAGUCAAUGCAAUGUCACUCGAGUUCAGGCAUCUGUUGGUGUGUCGACAAGAAUGGCGUCGAGUUCACGAACACCAGACGAAGAGGUUCACCCGAUUGUAAAGGACUGCUGAACAGAGCCCGUCAUCGGACUAUUGAAGACCAGUUGACAUCACGCGAAGACAUCGAUGUGGACGACGAUGGAGACGAUGACGACGACACCGGCGGCUCAGGCGAUGAUCGCAUUAGUGUA
Molecule: messenger RNA, 1284 nt
Organism: Oppiella nova
Lineage: Eukaryota; Metazoa; Arthropoda; Arachnida; Sarcoptiformes; Oppiidae
Source: the annotation of a GenBank genome assembly